AUGACUUAUUAUUUUGCAAUAAUAGGAACAAAAGAUAAUCCAAUAUAUGAAACAGACUUUAGCCUCACAAGUGCAAAAAGUACUGGUAUUGAUCCAAGUUCAAGAAAAGAUGAAAAUCGACAUUUAAAUCAAUUUAUUGUACAUUCUGCCUUAGAUCUUGUAGAAGAGUUACAAUGGCAUUCUAAUACUAU
Molecule: messenger RNA, 191 nt
Organism: Scutellospora calospora
Lineage: Eukaryota; Fungi; Glomeromycota; Glomeromycetes; Diversisporales; Gigasporaceae
Source: the annotation of a GenBank genome assembly